AUGUUGCGCUCGCUUGCGUCUAGUUCGUCGCGGUCAGCGGUCGGAUCUGCUCUGCGGCAGGAGGGUGCUCCAACUCGUAUGCUCACAUCUAGCGCUGUUGCGUUGAACAAGUCUUCACCGAACGAAGCAACACCUCCAUCAUCAGCAUCAGCAUCGACCUCACAAACGCCAACUUCGACAGGGAAACCUCUGGUUCGGGAAUCAUCGUCGUCACCGGAACAACUCAACACGCUUCCACUACCGUAUCUCUCCUUCGCGAUCGGAGUGCCUACUCCGCCAUCGUCGUCGGCUUCGACGUGGGCAGAGACACGUGAUCGCCUAGUAUCUACGGAACAUCGUAUGGCAUCGAGACAGGCGAUCGUUAAGGAAGCGACUCGGGGAUAUUUCCACGAUUUUCACGCAAUCAAGUCGCACGGUGGGAAAACGUGGAGAGCUCCACCUACACUCAUCAAGGCCGAUCGCUCUCUGUACUUUCCCAAGUUCACCGGUACCCGUCUCUCGGACAAAUCGAAAACUUCCACCCCCACCAUACUGCGCAACAAGAUCUCCAUCAUCUCCCUCCUAGGCAGCAAGAUCUCCGAAGAACACACCAAAUCCUUCUACUCUCCCACAAUCGCCAAAUUCUCAGGUCAUCCAAACUUCCAGUUGGUACAAAUCAACCUCCAACAAAACCCGCUGAAGAGCUACCUUGUAAGCCUCUUCAUCUCCUCCCUCCGUUCUCAAAUCCCCCCCGAACUUCAUCCAACGUAUCUCCUGAGUAGCGAUAACAUCGAGCUAUUAAAGGAUGCCUUGGGGUAUCAUAAUAAACACGUUGGGUAUACGUAUCUGGUGGAUGAAGUGGGAAAAGUUAGGUGGGCGGGAGGCGGGUUUGCAGAGGACAAAGAAAGAGAGGCUCUGUUGGCGUGUACGGGAGUGUUGUUGGAGAGGUUCGGGGUCGGGGAGAAGGGGAAGAAGAAGUGA
Pseudozyma hubeiensis SY62 is the source of this 960-nucleotide messenger RNA. RefSeq lists its product as hypothetical. The record is from RefSeq and is a predicted model, not a curated record. Gene Ontology annotation, biological process: mitochondrial proton-transporting ATP synthase complex assembly. NCBI's taxonomy places the organism in Eukaryota, Fungi, Basidiomycota, Ustilaginomycetes, Ustilaginales, Ustilaginaceae. Gene Ontology annotation, cellular component: mitochondrial inner membrane. The transcript has a single exon. The coding region runs from base 1 to 960 and encodes 319 amino acids.